Molecule: messenger RNA, 912 nt
Organism: Pieris macdunnoughi
Lineage: Eukaryota; Metazoa; Arthropoda; Insecta; Lepidoptera; Pieridae
Source: the annotation of a GenBank genome assembly
AUGAAAGUGGACGAAGCGAAAGAGGUAACGGCACCAAAGUUCCCAGUUGUGAUCAAAAUCGGGCAUGCGCACAGCGGCGUCGCCAAAGUGAAAGUGGACUCUUUGGCCGACUUUCAGGACAUCGCUGGCGUUGUUGCAAUGUUGGGUAGCUACUGCACCGUUGAGCCAUACAUCGACGCUAAAUAUGAUAUCCACAUACAGAAGAUCGGCACCAACUAUAAAGCUUUUAUGCGCAAGUCUAUAUCUGGCAACUGGAAAACUAAUCAGGGAUCAGCAAUGCUGGAAGCUAUCGGCAUGAAUGAUAGAUACAAGAUGUGGAUUGAUGAGGUGAGCGAAAUCUUCGGUGGUCUCGAAGUAUGUGCCCUAGAACUAGUUGUUGGAAAGGAUGGGCGCGAACACAUCAUCGAGCUAAACGAUUCAGCUACCUCAUUCAUGGGUGACUCGCAGGAAGAAGACCGGCGCCAUCUUGCCGAACUUGUCUUCCAACGGAUGCAGAACGUCUGCCGUCCGGGUAUCACCAAAACGACAUCCCGAAGCUCCGUAUCCAACAGUGGAGCAGCUUCGCCAGAAGAACGUACCCCAGCUCACGUACCAGGAGGUCCCCCUAGCGUCCCACCUCCCGCGCCUCUUGCUACAGCCACUAGCAUCGACCGACCCUUACCUCCGAUACCAGCGGAGCCAUCACAGCCACCACCACCACCACUAACUCGUCGGGAUUCUCAAAUAUCCCAAUCAUCAACGGUCUCCUCAACAUCUGCCGUACCAGCUACCACCGCCACUGCCACUACAACAAACUCUGGCGGAAGCCGCUUUUCCCGCCAAGGAUCUCUGAGCGCAGCGCUCACUGAAGACGCGGAAGACACCAUGAAGAAUCUCCGAAAGACCUUCGCAGGGAUCUUCGGGGAUAUGUAG